AUGGGAAAGCCAACCAGAAAGUCCCGACAAGUUCUGGACGAAGAGGCCACCACUGUGAUCCAAGAAGACAUUACAGCCGAGUCUGUGUAUGAUUUUUAUCGGGAAAAUGUCCUGCCUGCCAUUUGGGCAUCGCUACCGAUACUUGCCGGUCGGGUCGUCCGUGAUUCCAAGGAUUAUCUCUUGCUGGGCGGUUCCAAGUUUCUAGAGUUCCUGUUACCCAAGGGUAUAUUGGAAUCGAUGGAAGACACCGAAUGGCCUUCGACGCCAUUUGGACUGCAACAACUGUGGGAACAAACCAUGCAGAGUCAUGCCAGUGGCAUUAACCCCAAUGCCGUGGAAGACUUUCUACUCAAACACUUCGACUCCAAUGGAGAUGGACAUAUCGAACGCUCCGAACUUCUCAACAUGACGGAAUUCAUGGAACGAUGGCAUGCCAGUGUCACCACGCCCAGUUCUUGGACCCAAUGGGUAUCACGCGAAUGGCCACUCAUGGACUGGAAAGUGGGAUUGUUCCUCUGGAGAGCCUUUGGAGGGAUACUCAUGACUCUCUGUGUCUUGAGUAUCAUUCCAGGAAAGAUGCAUGGCAUCUCGGCACGUAUCCUGCGUUGGCCCGUACUGGCAUUGACCUACUUUUUGAUUGCAGUCGAGCUCUGUGUCUAUGUCGUCAUUCGAUUGGGGAUUCGAUUGGCCGAAUGCCUCGUCGCCAAACCCAAACAUCGGGCCCUCCGCAAGCGAAUGGCAAAGGCCAAAAGUUAUCAGGAAUGGUACGAACUAGCCUCGCAGCUCGACAAGUCCCAAAAGCGAGACAAGUGGCAAGCACAGUUGGAUGCCAACACGGCCGCUUCCAAACGAUACAAUUGGUCUUUCAUUGUCAACCUGAUGAAGGACAUGAAACAUGCACGAGAAGCGGGAGACUCACUACAGGCAUUGGCCGUCUUGCAACAAUGUACUAGAAAGAAUGUAGGAGGUAUCAUGAGUGAAGAUUUGUUUUGCUACACCAACACGGGAGAACCCAUGCACAUUGUGCGAGACUUUAUCCAAGAGGUGGCCAAAACCAUGGAAUGGGUCACCGAUGAAGCACUCAAACUUCCCGAUGAUCCAGACGAUGACGGGGAGGAAAAUAGCGCCACCAUUCGGGAUUACGAAGAGUCACUCGAUCUCAAAAUGCGCCAUGAAAAGGACAAGAUUUGGAGAUCACUCAUUGGCUUUGCUACCAACGCAUUGGACAACUUUGGCAGUGGUAAUGACUUUGACACGGCAAAGCGAUCCAACUCCUCCUCGUCGUUCAAGCAGCAAUCUACUGGCGAUUCAGUGUCCUCCUUGGAGUCCUUGGCAGAGGGACAGCAACAACAACAACCGCCGCCAACUCUCAAAAAGAAAAAGAACAAGACAACAUUGCCAUCCUUUCAUAGAAAGCAAGUCGCGGAUAUCUUUAAGCGAGCGCGCGCUGCGUAUGGACGAACAGCACUCUGUUUGAGUGGUGGCUCGACUAUGGGAGCCUAUCACUUUGGACAUAUUCGAGGUUUGCUGGAGGCCGGGGUGUUGCCCAAUAUUAUCAGUGGUACCAGUGCCGGAGCUGUCAUUGCAGCGAUCAUCUGUACUCGAACUGACGAAGAGCUGUUACAAGAUAUGAAGCCGGAAGUCAUUGUGAAACGAUUGACCUGCUUUUCCAGGUCGUGGCCAGACCGCAUGAAGAGCUUGUCAGAGAAUGGAAAUCUGUUUUCACAACAAGAAUGGCUUGAUUUGAUCAGGUGGUUCACGAUGGGCGACAUGACGUUCGAGGAAGCCUACCGCAAAACCGGUCGCAUUUUUUGUGUUACGGUAUCAGCAACAACCAAGAAGGCUCCUCCUGUCUUGCUCAAUCACUUGACUGUGCCAAACGUCACCUUGGCCUCGGCCGUUGUUGCCAGCGCGGCUGUUCCAGGUUUUAUUCCUGCCAUGAAACUACAGUACAAGAUGCCAGACGGAUCAGUCCGCGAGAAUCCCCGAGAUCAAACCUACUUUGAUGGCUCCAUUGAUAGCGAUAUCCCCGUCAAUGGUCUAGCAGAGAUGCUCAACUGUCAGUUCUUCAUUGCUGCACAAGUGAACCCGCACAUUGUCCCUUUCUUCUUUAACCCCAAAGGAGGCGUGGGCAGACCGUGUCGUUGGUCCAGCGGUGCGCACGAGCACAGUUGGAGAGGUGGAUUUCUGCUCGCUACACUGGAAAUGUAUCUGAAGAACGAUAUGAAAGCCAAGAUGCGGUUCUUGCAUGAUAUGGAGGCCGCUGUUGGCUUCACAUCGACUCUCUUGACACAAGAGUUUCACGGUAGCACAACCCUGGUUCCUCAGGUCUCCAUAAUUGACUAUCCAAAGCUUUUCAGCGACUUGAAUCUCAAUGACUUGUACCGAGUGUACCAAGGAGGAUCUAUUACUGCAUACGAGCACACUGCUAUGAUCAAGACGCACUAUCGGAUAGCAGACACCCUUGACAAUUGCCUGGAAGCACUUCGCACGGGCAAGAGGGAACUGAACCCUAGCAGAGACAGACCCGUGUUACGCAUUGAGUGCCACCCUCCAGUGGAGACCAUUCCGCUCGAGCCCGCUCGGCAGCGAAAGGGCUCCGAGAAUGACACGUUGUCGACGCAUUCUUCAGUCCACGAUGGCGACGAUGACACCACAUCGACACCCAGUAAGUGGGAAACCAUUCAACCUCGGAAGGAGACCAUGGAGAGAAGCUAG
Seminavis robusta is the source of this 2718-nucleotide messenger RNA. NCBI's taxonomy places the organism in Eukaryota, Bacillariophyta, Bacillariophyceae, Naviculales, Naviculaceae. The record is from the annotation of a GenBank genome assembly.